AUGACCAGCAACAGGCGGGCAAUGCGCGAGGAGAGCUAUUUGGCAUUGUCCUUUGAUGAGGUGUUCACUCGAUCCUACAGCAGGGCCACAAAGAGAAUGGCCUGCGAGCGAAAAGAAGGAACAAGACCAGGAACAAUGGUCCGGGACAAACUGCAGUACAGGAGCCUCAGCCGAUGGUGGACCGCUGCAGAGCUAAAGCUGGCAGAGGAGGCUGCAGCUGCCAGCGACCAUGCGUCGGAAGAUGGAUCUUCUUCCGGAUUUGGGGAUGAUCAGAGCUCGCGCGGUGGUCGCGUGGCGAAUGCCCCGAUGGCGGCGCGCCGGAAGAGCAUCGAAGCCAUCCUGGCGGCUAGGAGGAACUCCAUGGCGGCGGCGCGGAAGCUGAGCGCCUCUGUGAUUCCUCCAGAGGUGGCGAAGGAGGAGGAGAAGCCCUCGAAGAAGUUCAAGAGGCUCAAAGGAAGCCCAUCAAUCUUGGACACGGGUGAAAUCAAAGAUCCUGACUUGGUGGAAAUCCUCCAGCUGCCAACGGAGCAGGACGUGCGAGCAAGGUUGGCUGACUCGUUAGAGGACUUCUCUGUGAAGGACAUCGAGCUCUUGAAGAAGGCCUUCAUGAAACAUCGGCAGCCCAGAGAUCCACACAGAUGA
This is a messenger RNA of Effrenium voratum, 642 nucleotides long. Lineage: Eukaryota; Dinophyceae; Suessiales; Symbiodiniaceae. The record is from the annotation of a GenBank genome assembly.